UGAAAAAUUGCGUCGACAAAAGUUUCCGUGUAUAAACACAGUCUAGAGGCGACAGACUAUCGAUAGUCGCGACCAAAACGAAAGCAUCAAAAAUAUCGACAGUGCUAUCGAUAGUUUGUCACAACUGGUCUGUAAUUGUCAUUUCAUUAGCCAUCCAUUAAAAAGUGGAAAAUUCUGUUUCCACGCAUAUUAGAACAAAAUUGUGUUAAAAUAAUUCAAGAGUUGUUUACAAUAGAAUUGGCAAGAUGACAGAGCUGCUAAUAGAUCCACAUAUACGCGUCUGGGUUUUCCUGCCCAUAGUGCUCAUCACAUUUUUUGUGGGUGUCAUACGCCACUAUGUCUCGGUGCUAAUAUCAUCACAAAAGAAGGCCGAAAUUACACAGAUUCAGGAUAGCCAGGCGAUGAUACGUGCCCGUUUGCUGCGUGAAAAUGGAAAAUACCUAACAGCUCAUUCGUUCGCGAUGCGAAAGAAUUUCUUCAACCACGAAGAAACAGGAUACUUUAAAACACAGAAACGCGCACCAGUGGCACAAAAUUCCACUGCUAUGCUAACGGAUAUGGUGAAAGGCAACUUCAUCAAUGUACUGCCAAUGGUGAUUAUCGGUGGCUGGAUUAAUUGGAUGUUUUCAGGAUUUGUCACCACUAAAGUGCCUUUUCCGCUGACACUGCGCUUCAAACCGAUGUUGCAACGCGGGGUAGAACUUGCUUCCCUGGACGCUGCCUGGGUAUCGUCAGCAUCAUGGUAUUUCUUAAACGUCUUCGGUUUGCGCUCUAUUUACACACUUGUGCUGGGCGAAAACAAUCAGGCAGAUCAGACACAGGCGCAAGCAGACGCCAUGACUGGUGCAGCAAUGACAAUGCCGCAGGAUCCGAAAGCAGCUUUUAAAGCUGAAUGGGAAGCUUUGGAAAUCACAGAGUAUCAUAGUGCAUUGAAAAAUGUAGAAAAGGAUCUGCUGCAUUAUGCCUUCGGUGGCGAAAUAUCGCUGGAGAAUAGUGUGCGGCAGUAACUAUACCAUUUUAAUAUUUAAAGUAUUUUCAUUUUAGCUUUGGUAUUUAAUUUUAUCCUGCCGUGCGACCAGGAUGUUGGUGACUAGCGAAAUACUGUAAAUUUAGACAAAUUUCGUAAAGAGAAUAAAUCGGUUUUAUUUGACCAAAAGCGAAUAAUACUCUAUGAAAUAAAAAA
This is a messenger RNA of Rhagoletis zephyria (snowberry fruit fly), 1183 nucleotides long. RefSeq names its product ER membrane protein complex subunit 3 (gene EMC3). Gene Ontology annotation, biological process: protein folding in endoplasmic reticulum. The record is from RefSeq and is a predicted model, not a curated record. Lineage: Eukaryota; Metazoa; Arthropoda; Insecta; Diptera; Tephritidae. Gene Ontology annotation, cellular component: membrane; EMC complex.